This is a messenger RNA of Lontra canadensis (Northern American river otter), 1559 nucleotides long. RefSeq names its product tripartite motif containing 38 (gene TRIM38). The record is from RefSeq and is a predicted model, not a curated record. Gene Ontology annotation, molecular function: protein binding; zinc ion binding. NCBI's taxonomy places the organism in Eukaryota, Metazoa, Chordata, Mammalia, Carnivora, Mustelidae. The coding region runs from base 39 to 1430 and encodes 463 amino acids. The transcript is spliced from 7 exons.
GGCGGCGAAUCCCAUAUUGGAACUUGUCAGGAAAAGCCAUGGCCUCAGCCACCAAGAAGGUGAAGGAGGAAGCCACGUGUGCCAUCUGCCUGUCCCUAAUGUCUGAGCCCAUGAGCAUCAGCUGUGGACACAGCUACUGCAGUCAGUGCAUCGUCAGCUUCCUUGAGAACCAAGGCCCUGUGGACACAUCGUCCAAUACGUUCCCUUGCCCCCACUGCCGGGCUCCAUUUCGGCUGGCCAGCCUCCGGCCCAACAAGCAGCUGGGGAGUCUCAUUGAAGCCAUCAAGGAGAUGGAGCAUGAGAUGUCAUGUGAGGAGCACGGAGAGCACCUCCACCUGUUCUGCGAAGACGAGAGCCAGCUCAUCUGCUGGCGCUGUGAGCGGUCACCGCGGCACAAAGGGCACCACACAGCCCUCAUCGAGGACGUAUGCCAGGACUACAAGGAGAAGCUUCAGAAUGCUGUGACAAAUUUGAGGCAACUAGAAGAGGAGUGCAUGAAACUGAAGUUGUUCACAACAAAGCAGAUAAGCGAAUGGAAUGAGAAGAUAGAGAUUGAGAAACAAAAAAUCCAGUCUGACUUUAAAAAUCUUCAGAGCUUCCUACAAGAAGAGGAGAAGUCUCAUCUCUGGAAGCUGGAGAAAGAGAAAGAGCAGACUCUGAAGAGACUGAGAGAUAACGAGGCCACUCUGGAACAGAAAAGCCAAGAACUCAGGAGUCACAUCCUGGAACUAGAGGAGAAAUGUCAGAGCUCAGCCCAGAAGUUGCUGCAGGAUGUGAAAGACACUUUGCGCAGGAGUUGGGCUAUGACGUUGGAGAGACCAGACGCCCACUCUCUGGAGCUUCAUGCCGUGUGCAGUGUUUCUGAGCUUUAUUUUGAUGUGAGGAAAAUGUUAAGGAGCUAUCAAGUCAAUGUGACUCUGGAUCCAGAUACAGCUCAUCGGGAGCUCAUUCUGUCUGAGGAUCGGAGACAAGUGACCCGUGGAUGCCCCCAGGAGAAUCUGGACAAUUCUUCUAAGAGAUUUAGUAUCUUACCCUGUAUUUUGGGCUGUGAAGGCUUCACUUCAGGAAAACAUUACUUCGAAGUGGAUGUGGGAGAAGGAACUGGGUGGGACUUAGGAGUCUGUCUGGACAGUGUUCACAGGGACGUUGGUUUGAUGCAGAAGCCUCAGUCUGGAUUCUGGGCCAUUAGACUGUGCAAAAAGAAAGGCUACUUAGCACUUACCUAUCCCAUAACUUCCCUUUCUCUGGCAGAGCAGCCUCUGGUUGUGGGGAUUUUUCUGGACUGUGAUGUCGGACUUGUAUCCUUUUACAACAUGACCACUGGAUCCCACAUCUUUACCUUCCCAAAGGCCUCCUUCUCUGAUACUGUCCGGCCCUAUUUCCGGGUUUAUCAACAUUCUCCUUUGUUCCUGCCUCCCCCAGACGAGUAAGGAAAGAAUUACAAUCUCCUUCUUGGUUUAACUAGCAUAGAAAAUAUAAUGUCAAUCCUGUGGGGGCAGAAAUCUGGUCUGUUUUCUUCACUUCUUGUACUCAGAACAGUGCUGGGCUUUUAGUGGCUA